Heterobasidion irregulare TC 32-1 is the source of this 537-nucleotide messenger RNA. RefSeq lists its product as uncharacterized. NCBI's taxonomy places the organism in Eukaryota, Fungi, Basidiomycota, Agaricomycetes, Russulales, Bondarzewiaceae. The record is from RefSeq and is a predicted model, not a curated record. The transcript has 2 exons. The coding region runs from base 1 to 537 and encodes 178 amino acids.
AUGUUCAUUCUUCGAAAGGCUGACUGGAGUCAAUAUGCCUCAGAGCCAAUCCUGUCAGACGACAGCGAAUACGACUCCACGGGCGAAAACCGGUCCAGAUAUGAUGAUGGUCCCUCGAAUUCUGAGCCUUUGGGCGGUGGUAGUUAUAGGGAAGACCAGAUAGUGGAUGAUGGUGACGAUGGCGCAGAGUCGGACCAUGCCGUGGCGGAGGAUGAUCAGCAGGAAAGCAACACAGAGGCAAUUUCUGUCCUUGAUGACCGGCAGGACGUGAAGCCCGUAGUCCAGAAAAAGAGACGCCGAAUUCAACCUCCUACGUCAGUGAAGGCGGCCAAGCCGAGAACUGGGAUCCUGAGGGUCAAGGGCGUUCCACCACCCGAAGACUACAAGCAUCUCUUUGAAGGUGUGGCCAUGCCUGAUGCUCCACGCAGAGGACAAAACGAUGUCGGCAAUCGUGUCCUCAAACCCCCCGUUCCUUCUCCCGAAGUCGCUAAACCUUCUCCUACAAAGCAUCGAACGCUCCGCAACCGAAAAACCUAA